CCGCACCUCACGCAACAUUUAACUUUACCACGUGAUUAUCUCUCUCCACUGUAAAUGGAACAGCCGGUUCGUCGGCUUGAAUUAGACUUCAACUUAUCAAUCAGUUUAAGUACCAGGCAAGCGUUGCCGGCGUCGUUUGUGGAAGCCACUUUUUGAUAAAACUAAACUAGGCAUGGAGCAGCAUCAGGUCGUGCCGGAUGUCAUCCCGACGGCGCCGAAGGAAGUCGCGGAGGUAACUUAUCCGAGCGGCGUGAAAGUCGACCUUGGCAAUGAAUUAACACCGACGCAAGUGAAAGACGUGCCGAAUGUGAAAUGGACUGCGGAUGCAUCCGCCUUCUACACUCUCUGCAUGACUGAUCCCGAUGCACCAAGCCGUAAGGAACCGACUUAUCGCGAAUGGCACCACUGGUUGGUAGGCAACAUUCCCGGCGGGGACAUCUCUAAAGGUGAAACCCUUUCUGCUUAUGUAGGAUCAGGCCCUCCAGAAGGCACUGGACUUCACCGUUAUGUCUUUUUAAUCUACAAACAAUCCGGCAAGUUGACUUUCGAUGAACAACGUCUCACCAACACAUCUGGUGACAAUCGCGGCUGCUUCGCCAUUAAGAAAUUCGCCGAUAAAUACCAAUUAGGUGAUCCAGUUGCUGGUAAUCUUUACCAAGCUCAAUGGGAUGACUACGUCCCGAUUUUAUACAAGCAGCUCGGUGCUUAAGCCUUGCUCAAUUAUUUUUUAUCAUUCUUUUAUAUCUAUCAGUAAUAUUUGAGUCGCAAUAAACACGCAGUGUUAUCGAGA
Messenger RNA from Dalotia coriaria, 790 nucleotides. Its product is annotated as phosphatidylethanolamine-binding protein homolog F40A3.3-like. Bases 173 to 709 code for a protein of 178 amino acids. The record is from RefSeq and is a predicted model, not a curated record. The transcript has 4 exons. NCBI's taxonomy places the organism in Eukaryota, Metazoa, Arthropoda, Insecta, Coleoptera, Staphylinidae.